UGUGAACGGAAGCAACAAUAGCAGUGUGUGCGUGUGUGUGCGCGCGUGUGUAAGAGCAGAUCAAUCAGCCGCUCACAGACUGAUCAGGAUGUCGUUCCAGAACAAGAAGAGCAGCGCGAGGCCCGCGGGCGACCGUCUGAUCAUCAAAGGAGGGAAGAUCGUCAACGACGACCAGUCGUUCUAUGCUGACGUCUAUGUUGAGGACGGGACCAUCAAACAGAUUGGUGAGAACCUGAUCGUCCCCUCUGGUGUGAGGACGGUGGACGCGUACGGUCAGCUGGUGAUCCCUGGAGGCAUCGACGCCAACACCAACCUGCACGCUCCGCAGGAAGGCCUGAACCCAGCCGACGACUUCUACCAGGGAACCAGAGCCGCCCUGUCCGGAGGAACCACCACCAUCAUGGACCAUGUGCUGGUGGAGCCCGGGACUAGUUUACUGUCAGCAUUUGAUCAGUGGAAGGAGAUGGCAGAACAGAGGGCGUGCUGUGACUUCUCUUUUCACCUGGACAUCACUCGCUGGCAUGAAGGACUGUACGAGGAGCUGGAGACGCUCGUCAAGGAUAAAGGUGUGAACUCCUUCCUCUUCUUCAUGGCCUACAAAGAUAAAUAUCAGAGCUCCGACUCUCAGCUUUAUGAGGCGUUCGGGGUUCUCCGUGAUCUUGGAGCCAUCGCCCAGGUCCACGCUGAAAAUGGUGACAUCAUCGAUGAGGAACAGAAGAAGCUUCUCUCUCUUGGCAUCACUGGACCUGAAGGACACGUUUUAUCUCACCCUGAGGAGGUGGAGACAGAGGCGGUGUAUCGGGCUGUCACUAUUGCCAAACAGGCCAACUGUCCACUGUACGUUACCAAGGUGAUGAGCAAAUCUGCUGCUGAUGUCAUCGCCAAAUCAAGGAAGAAAGGUAUUGUGGUGUACGGGGAACCUAUCACAGCCAGCUUGGCCACUGACGGCUCUCACUAUUGGUCCAAAGACUGGGCCACAGCUGCUGCUUUCGUCAUGAGCCCGCCCCUCAACCCAGACCCUUCAACUCCACAGUACCUGACCUCUCUGUUAGCCUGUGGGGACCUCCAGGUGACAUCCAGCGCUCACGCCAGCUUCUCUACCGCUCAGAAAGCUGUUGGUAAAGAUGACUUCACCUUGAUCCCAGAGGGAACCAAUGGGAUUGAGGAGAGGAUGUCGGUGGUCUGGGAUCGAGCUGUGGCUACAGGAAAGAUGGAUGAGAACGAGUUUGUCGCAGUGACGAGCACCAAUGCUGCUAAACUCUUCAACAUGUACCCACGGAAAGGACGCAUCGCUGUAGGAUCUGACGCUGAUAUCGUCGUCUGGAACCCAAAGGAGACGAAAACAUGUUCUGCAAAGACUCAUAACCUGACAGUGGAGAUGAACAUCCUGGAGGGUUUGGAGUUUCGGGGUGUGGCGUCAGUGGUGAUCAGUGGAGGUCGAGUCGUUCUGGAGGAUGGAAAGCUAAACAUGACCGAAGGCUCGGGACGCUUCAUCCCCAGAAAGGCUUUCCCUGAUGCCGUGUACAAGAGGAUCAGAGCUCGCAGCAAGAUGGCAGAGGCUCGUGGCGUCCCCCGUGGAAACUACGAUGGUCCAGUCCAUGAUGUCAUCAGUGUGACUAAAUCGGUCCCACCCACUCCAACCAGCAGGGGGCCUCCCUGUCCCAAAACCCAGACCGGCCCCCGAAACCUCCACCAGUCAGGAUUCACCCUGGCAGGAGCUCAGAUUGACGACCACAUACCCCGUCGCUCCGCUCAGAGGAUUGUGGCGCCUCCUGGUGGACGAUCCAACAUCACAUCUUUAUCUUAAACAGGACAAAUCACAGGGUCACUGUUACUACAAGACACGACUAAACCCAUCUGCAACCUUUCCAAUCCUACAACUACACAACUAAUACCAGGCUGUGUGAUACACUGCUGCCCAUAAAGUUGGAAUAUUUUUGAACCCUGCCACAACCUUAUAAACCCUACAACUGUCGUACUUAAAUUAGAACAAAAUUCUUCAGCUGGUAUUAAACUGAAUAAUAGUCUCAAAGAUCAAUUUUAACCCUUCGACCUUACAAACCCUAAAACUGCAGAACUAGUAAAAACCCUACAGCUAAUAUACUCGAGCUGAAGUACUGAAUGUUACAGCAGUGGUACUAUGGUACUACCCUACGACAAGUGCUUCAUCCUACAAGUACUACUUAACCCUUUAACAGUAGAACUCCAACUAGUCCUAACCUACAAGAAUAAAACUUAAUACUUCAUCUGUCUGUUUCUACUAAAUCCCACAACGACUGUAUUUCAGCUAAAGUUGUGCUGAAUGUUGAAACAUUGGUAGCACAACCCUACAACCAGUACGAAGCCCCACAGCUACUUCUAAAAUGUACCGUUGUACUUGGCAUGUAGUACUACUGAAUGUUUCGACCAUGGUACUACUACCCAACAACAAGAACUAAACCUUACAACUAGUUCUUAACACUGUAGCGGUUAGUAGGACUUCAUGUUAAUGGCAUGGUUCUUUAAACUGGUCAUCUGAAGUAUUUAACCCUGCUCCUGUUCACUGAACCACAUUCAUCCCCUCAUCAUGUCUGAUAAAGGUAGUAGCAGUAGUAGCAGUAUAACCCCUGAACACACUUCCUGUUUCCUUUAGUACAGACGUGUUCACAUCACUUCAUCCUCAGAAACUCAUCUGAACAGGAUGAGGGUUUUAAAGAACGACCAGUUCGCUUCUCGAACUGGGUUUUCUAGGUUUUCUUAGUUUGAGAUGUAACCUGCUGUGGUUGGUUGUUCCCAGAUGUUUCUAGAUGUUUUUUAUAGACAGAAGGCCUCUUCAAAAUAAUACUUCCUCUUCUCUUCCUUCCCUGACCUUCCUCUGUUCAUUGUACAUAGACUUGUGGUCCUGAAUCCUCUGUAGUCAGUACUCUUAGCUCCACAUUAAUAAUGGGUCUGUAAUGUUUUAUGUCUCCGUCUUAUUGAAGAUGUCUGUGAAGACUCACCCAGGUCAUGGUUAUCCAAGAAGAGCUGAAUCAGGAGCAGCUGGACUUGGCUGUAGAUCCUGAAGACGUUUCAUCCAUGAAGCUUCUUCAGUUCCGUCCUGGCUGUUUAACCUCUGCAGAGUCGUCAUCAGGGCCAUUGAUGUAAAUGGGUUGAUGCUCCUGGCUCAUGUGACGCAAACGUUCAUACAACCAGAGCACAAACAAACCAGCUGACAUCAGUGAUCAUGACAGCAACCUCACAGAGGUUAAAUCCCUUUGUAUUAAUGUGUGAUCUGUUCAUCCGUCUGUGCUGGUCUGUGUUCAGUCCUGUGAUGGUUUCUGUUGGUGGAUUUAAUCUGGACUGACUGAGCUGGACUGCAGGUUUACUGCCCUGUCAUGAUGAACUCUUUUUAAUGUGCUCACACGGUUUUACUCGUUUACUCAUCCUGUUUUCAUUGAUAAACUUCUCAAAAACUAAAAAUGGUGCUAAUGAAUCCGUGGUAGCUUGUGAGCGGCGAUCUCUUCUGUGGCGCAUGCAGCCACGGAUUUGAUCAAACUGGCCUUUUUAGUUUAAAGCCGAGUGACUGAGCUCACCAGUAAACCCUGUUUACCAGUCCACCACGGCUCCACCCCCACCCAGUGUGUGUGAACUAUUACAUUCAUUCAGCUUCAGUGACCGUAGUACUCACACACCGUUCAGACACCGCUGCCGUGCUGUAGCCCAGCUGGUGCUAUGGCAACAACAGAGGAACAGCUGGAUUACAGAGGCAGAUGUGACUCCAACGUGGCAGCGGCGUUCCUACAGGCUGAACCGUUUCUCCAGCAGCUUUUCUGUCCUCACAGAAGCACCGGAGCAGACAUGGAGGACACAGUGUUCGUAUACACAGUGAUCACGUGCAGACGUGCAGGUGUGUAUAUGAGGAAGGGUUACCAUGACGACGGUGCUUCUGUUGUUGUUGUUGUUGUUCGUGUAGUGAAUGUAGAAGUAUUUCCUGUUGUGAUGAGAGCUGCAUGAAUAAACUGUGA
This is a messenger RNA of Toxotes jaculatrix (banded archerfish), 3983 nucleotides long. It is a transcript of the gene dpysl4, whose product is annotated as dihydropyrimidinase like 4. Gene Ontology annotation, cellular component: cytosol; cytoplasm. The record is from RefSeq and is a predicted model, not a curated record. The transcript is spliced from 15 exons. Gene Ontology annotation, molecular function: hydrolase activity, acting on carbon-nitrogen (but not peptide) bonds, in cyclic amides. Bases 89 to 1807 code for a protein of 572 amino acids. Lineage: Eukaryota; Metazoa; Chordata; Actinopteri; Toxotidae.